CUAAGUCUUUCAAUUUAAAGGGGAAAAUGAAAUUGAAAAAAGGAGUAUUUUUCCACAAUUUGGAUUUUGACACGAAUCAUUGCCUUUUCUCACUAAGUAAUACUAGAGUAAUAUAUGAAUAUUUCUGUCUUCUGGACGUUCAUCUCAAACGCUCUUUAAAUGACGUCCAGUUCUUCUGCUUCAUGAGGCAUGUGACAGACCUGAAAAAGACAAAAAUAAUGCUGACGUUUGACAUGCUGGAUUCUGAUGGGGAUGGAGAAAUACGCUUUGAUGAGUUUUAUAUACUAGCCUGCAUUCUCCUCAGUAGUAAGCACCAUGUGGGAAAUAGGUUCCUCCAUAGGCAUCCCCAUUCUGCAUUUAAUCUGCUGGAUGUGGACUGCAGUAGAACCAUCAUCCUAAACGAAUUCAAAUCUUUAGGUUUCCUUUUCAACCUGAAGAGUAACCAGAUCGAAAAACUCUUCAGUGAUUUUGACACCACUCAUGAUGAGCGCCUGAAUUACAAGGAGUUCCAGAUGUUCACCAAAAUGUACAACCUCAGCCAAGAAAAAGAGUAAAAUCUUGCAGAGGAUGAUGCUCACAUUUCAUGACAAUUGCUGAUUUUGUCAUGCUUAAAAACAUGCCUUAAAACGCAUCUCUGU
Triplophysa rosa is the source of this 638-nucleotide messenger RNA. RefSeq names its product EF-hand calcium-binding domain-containing protein 9-like. Gene Ontology annotation, cellular component: cytoplasm; sperm principal piece. The coding region runs from base 27 to 554 and encodes 175 amino acids. Gene Ontology annotation, molecular function: calcium ion sensor activity. Gene Ontology annotation, biological process: flagellated sperm motility. The record is from RefSeq and is a predicted model, not a curated record. NCBI's taxonomy places the organism in Eukaryota, Metazoa, Chordata, Actinopteri, Cypriniformes, Nemacheilidae. The transcript is spliced from 4 exons.